AUGUUGGCCGUUGGAGUCGGUAAGAAGAGCAGGUCUGUGCCGGUGAUGGCUCGGGGAGCUGCAGGGUUCCGAGCAUGGGACACGGGUAAGGUCUUUGGGAUACCCCUCCCUAGAGAGGGUGAGGACCAAGGGCCAUCUGGACAGGGGGGGAAGGGCCGAACUACGGGAGUCGAGUCGUCGUCGUCAUCGUAUGGCCAGCAGCAGUUCAGGCAACAGAGAGAUGCCGUUGUAGAGUUAUAUCCGUCCCAUAUGAUUACCCCGGACAUCACCAACAUGCCCCUAGAGGAGCCGGUUAAGCGACCGGACCUGUGGUUGCCUAGAAAGGGUGGUGGAGGGGAGGAGUAUUUUCCCAAGGCGUCUGAUGUGGGGCGUUUCCUGCGGCUUCCUCGAGAUGAACUUAUGGAGCUGCUUCCGGAGGGAAUGGGUGGGGAGUUGCCUCGCGAUAUCAUGCUGAUAAAAAGCAGACAGCGGGACCUCGGAAUAAUGCUACGGAAGGUCACAUUAGAGUUGAUGCAGCAGCUGCGGUGCCUGAGGGAUAAGGAGGCCUUCCAGAGUUCAAGGGGAUGGUUAUUGGAUGGGAAGAGAGGUUCUGGGAAAUCGGGGGUGUUGAACUACAUCGUGUGUUGGGCGCGCCUUAAUGGGUGGUUGGUGAUCUACGAGCCGCUCCUGUCUCGGUACAAUAGGGAAAUUGCCGAGAUCAAGCGGAGCAAUGCGGGGUUGUAUAUUCAAAAUGAGUUUAGUCAGCAGUUUUUGGAAAGAACGUCAAUUCGCAAUAGAGAAUUCUUCGAGCAAAUGCCGGUGGAUAUGAAGGUGUAUGGGAGAAGGGCGUUGGAUGGCAAUGAUUUGAACUUCACGAGGCGGUUGUAUUCUCCGUUGAUUGAGAAGGCGGUUCAUAAGGAGCUCGUGAUUAAGUUCGGAGAUGGUAUCGAUUUGGAACAGCUCACCACCGAGCAGAUAGAGUACAAGCUCGAGAGGAUGGCCCACUAUCGUAGGGAUGUGAAGAUACCGUCAAUGACGACCCCUUUGCCGGAGCCGAAGACCUUGUGGGAAAUAGUGGACUUUGCGUUGGACAACCAGGCUUAUGCUUGUCAGGCUGUAUAUGAGCUUUUCGAGCAGUUGAAAGUACAGACAAAGUUCCCACUCCUCAUCGUAUGUGACGAGUGGUGUGAGGCUUUCCCUGUGUCGCACUAUGUGUCUAUGAGGUAUGAUAACACGAUAUACAACGGUUACAUUCCGGCUUACCAUCUUACGAUGUCUAGGCUGUUCUCGAAGUGGGACGGGGAAGAGUAUAAACGUGGUGUUAAACUGUAUGGGACAUCAUGGCGGUUUAGAAAUCGGAGAGACUAUCGACCAGAGUUGUGUGGGGUGAGGGACGAUGAAAUUAAAACAGUGCGCAACUUUAGCAAGCACGAAUUUGCGAAUUAUGUCGGCUAUUAUCGGCUGAUGAACAUCUUGUUCAACUUCCCCAGAGACAAACUCGAGUAUUUCUAUAUGCUUUCUCAAGGGAAUGGCUUCCAGGCUCGACGUUUGCUUAUCACGCUGUAUUGA
Messenger RNA from Perkinsus marinus ATCC 50983, 1548 nucleotides. RefSeq lists its product as hypothetical. Gene Ontology annotation, molecular function: structural constituent of ribosome. Bases 1 to 1548 code for a protein of 515 amino acids. Gene Ontology annotation, cellular component: mitochondrial small ribosomal subunit. NCBI's taxonomy places the organism in Eukaryota, Perkinsozoa, Perkinsida, Perkinsidae. The transcript is spliced from 17 exons. The record is from RefSeq and is a predicted model, not a curated record.